Molecule: messenger RNA, 4894 nt
Organism: Gasterosteus aculeatus aculeatus (three-spined stickleback)
Lineage: Eukaryota; Metazoa; Chordata; Actinopteri; Perciformes; Gasterosteidae
Gene: erbb3b
Product: erb-b2 receptor tyrosine kinase 3b
Biological process (GO): protein phosphorylation; multicellular organism development; neurogenesis
Cellular component (GO): basal plasma membrane; plasma membrane; signaling receptor complex
Molecular function (GO): neuregulin receptor activity; neuregulin binding; ATP binding
Source: RefSeq, a predicted model, not a curated record
UGUGAUUGGUGAACACGUCGGGCUCCUGUCCAAUCACAUGUGUCUCUCUGGGAGGGGAAGCCCGGGUCCAAAUUAACUGCCGCUUGUUCCUUGUUGUUGUUAGUCUUGCAAUUGGCGCGAUUUCCCUUUUCUCAUUAUGUUUGGUACGGAGUCUGAUGGAAGGAGCAGCAUUUCUCCUUCGCUUUGACUAUUUUUUAUUUUCAUCCACACAAACAUUGGCUCCUCCUAGGACUACCCAAGCCUGUGUGGUAUGAUCAUAUCGCACUAGAGAGAUUUGAAAUCAACAUGAUCAAGUGGGGAGUCAUAUUACUGAGUUUGACAUUAUCACGGUGCCUACAAAUAGCAUCAUGCCAAACCCAUGAAGUGGUGUGUCCCGGGACGCAGAAUGGACUGAGCUCCACGGGUUCUCAGGAGAUUCAGUACAACCUGAUCAAGGACCGGUACGAUGGCUGUGAGAUCAUCAUGGGAAACCUGGAGAUCACUCAGAUCGAGAGUUGCCGCGACUUCUCCUUCCUCAAGGCGAUCCGUGAGGUGACCGGCUAUGUCCUCAUUGCCAUGAACCACUUUCAGGAGAUUCCUUUGGGGCAACUACGGGUCAUCAGAGGAAACAGCCUUUACGAGAGACGCUUCGCUCUCUCUGUCUUCUUCAACUACCCCAAGGAUGGCUCCAACGGCCUGCGCCAGCUGGGCCUCGCAAACCUGACAGAGAUUCUCGAGGGAGGAGUACAGAUUAUCAACAACAAGUACCUUAAUUAUGGCCCCUGGGUCUUCUGGCGAGACAUCAUCAGGGACAAUGGUGCUCUCAUUGACAUCCAGCACAAUGGAGAGAAAGGGCCUUGCCAUAAAUCCUGUGGAGAUUACUGCUGGGGCCCAAACGUGGACCAAUGUCAGAUCUUGACUAAGACGGUGUGCGCUCCGCAGUGUAAUGGUCGCUGUUUUGGGACGAGCCCCAGGGACUGCUGCCACAUAGAAUGUGCAGCGGGAUGUAAAGGCCCUCUGGACGUGGAUUGUUUUGCAUGUCGUCAUUUCAACGACUCUGAAGCCUGCGUGCCUCAGUGUCCACAGACUUUGAUCUAUAACAAGCAGACAUUUCAAAUGGAGACCAACCCUAAUGCCAAAUAUCAGUACGGAUCAAUCUGUGUCUCCCAGUGUCCCACCCAUUUCGUGGUGGACGGUAGCUCCUGUGUGAGCGCUUGUCCACCAGACAAGAUGGAGGUGGAGAGAGACGGCCAGAAGCAGUGUGAGUUCUGCAGCGGACUCUGCCCAAAAGUGUGUGAAGGCACCGGCGCCGAGCAUCGACAAACGGUGGACUCCAGCAACAUAGACAGCUUCAUCAACUGCACCAAGAUCCAGGGCAGCCUUCACUUCCUGGUCACAGGGAUUCUCGGAGAUGACUUUAAGAACAUCCCGGCGUUGGAUGCCAAAAAGCUGGAGGUUUUUCACACCGUCAGAGAAAUAACAGAUAUCCUAAACAUCCAGUCGUGGCCCGAAGAACUGAAUGAUCUGUCAGUUUUUUCGAGUCUCACAACCAUUCAAGGGAGGUCUCCUGACAAGCGAUUUUCUCUGAUGGUGAUGCGCAUCCACACUCUUACCUCACUGGGCUUGCGCUCUCUCCGGGAGAUCAGUGAUGGCAGUGUGUACAUCAGUCAGAAUGCCAACCUCUGUUACCACCACACGGUGAACUGGCUGCAGCUGUUCAGAGGCCGCAGAGUUCGAGUCAACAACUUCAACAACAACAGGCCGCUGGCCGAGUGCGUUGCACAGGGCCAUGUGUGUGACCCGCUGUGUUCGGACUCAGGAUGCUGGGGCCCGGGACCCGACCAGUGUCUCUCCUGCAGGAACUACAGCCGAGAGGGCACAUGUGUUGGAAGCUGUCAUUUCUACACUGGAGCUCCCAGGGAAUUUGCAGGACCUGAUGGUGAGUGCGUUGCCUGUCAUCCAGAGUGCAAGCAUCAGACUGGGACGUCCAGCUGUACUGCACUGGGUGCAGACAAGUGUCUGGCAUGCGCCAACCUUCAAGAUGGUCCCUUCUGUAUGUCCUCUUGUCCCACUGGGGUAAACGAUGGACAGACAGGACUGAUUUUCAAAUACCCCAACAGGCAAGGUCACUGUGAACCAUGUCACCAUAACUGCACCCAAGGAUGUUCAGGCCCAGGACUAAAUGAUUGUUUGGAGGCAACUAGACUGGCAGUAAGCAGUGGUCAGAUCACAGGCAUAGCCUUGGGUUUGCCGGCUGGCUUGGUGUUAUGCCUGGUGUUGUUCUUCCUGGGCGUGCUUUACCACAGAGGAUUGGCUAUCCGCCGCAAGAGAGCCAUGAGGAGGUACCUGGAGAGCGGAGAGAGCUUUGAGCCACUUGGUCCCGGAGAGAAAGGCACCAAGGUUCAUGCCCGCAUCCUCAGGCCUGCAGACCUGAAGAAAAUAAAAUCCCUUGGCUUUGGGGUUUUUGGUACAGUGCACAAGGGUGUUUGGACUCCGGAGGGAGAGACCGUGAAGAUCCCUGUGUCCAUUAAAACCAUUCAAGAUAGCUCGGGCCGACAGACCUUCACCGAGAUCACCGAUCAUAUGCUGUCCAUGGGCAGCUUGGACCAUCCCUACAUUGUUCGGCUGCUGGGCAUUUGUCCAGGUCUCAGUCUGCAACUGGUGACCCAGCUCAGUUCUCAGGGCUCUCUACUGGAGCACAUCAGGCAUCACAAGAACAGCAUGGACCCCCAGCGCCUGCUCAACUGGUGUGUGCAGAUUGCUAAAGGUAUGUACUACCUGGAGGAGCACCGCAUGGUCCACAGGAACCUGGCCGCUCGCAACAUCCUGCUUAAGAACGACUACCAGGUCCAGAUUUCUGACUACGGUGUAGCAGACCUCCUCUAUCCCGACGACAAGAAAUACAUCUACACUGACACCAAGACUCCGUUAAAAUGGAUGGCCCUGGAGAGCAUCUUGUUUCGAAGAUACACUCAUCAAAGUGACGUUUGGAGUUAUGGGGUGACAGUGUGGGAGAUGAUGUCAUUCGGGGCGGAGCCUUAUGCAUCCGUGCAGCCUCAGGAGGUGCCGAGUCUGCUGGAGAAGGGCGAACGCCUGUCACAGCCCCACAUCUGUACCAUAGACGUCUACAUGGUCAUGGUUAAGUGCUGGAUGAUCGAUGAAAAUAUAAGGCCGACCUUCAAGGAGCUGGCCAGCGACUUUACUCGCAUGGCAAGAGACCCGCCCAGAUAUCUUGUCAUCAAGUUGGAAGGAGGAGAAGCUGCCUCAGUGGAGCUCCAUCGGAGGGAAUCAGAGCGAGGGCUUCUGCAAGCGGAUUUGGAAGACCAACACGAGGAAGGCCUGGAGGAUGGUUUGACAACUCCUCCUCUCCAACACUCCCCAUCUUGGAGUCUGUCUCGGUCGCGGAUUAAUUCGUACAGGAGUGGUACCUCUCAUAUUGGACCUAUUGGAUAUCUGCCAAUGAACCCCAGCCCCGUGGACAGCAUCCGCCAGCUGUGGCUUCAGAGGUCUCGACUGAGCUCGGUGCGCACGCUGCCCGAGAAGUCGGAGUUCAGCCGCAGUGGCAGAGAGGCGGAGCGGCAUGAGGAGGGUUCACGGACCGGGAGUCUUCACAGGGCCAGGUUUGGCUCCGAGAGGGAAACUUGUGUGUCCAUUGGCCGGCACAGGAAGCUCUCAUCAGCAUCAAGUCCAUCCUCGUAUAAAGUGUGGGCUGCCGAGGAAGAAGAGGAGGUGGACCACUAUGGCUACGUCCUGGCUGGGCCAAAUCUUACUCCACAGAGAGUCUGCAGCAUCUCUCAUUCCGGACAAAGAAACUCAAGACUCAAGAAUAAUCUGUCUAUUGUGGUUAUAUACCCCUCCCAGGAGUAUGAAAUCAUGAGCAAAGAGUCUGGUGCUCCCCUUUGCUCGACAAGUAGCGUCUUAUCACAGGCAGACGCCGCCUCAGUGGCAGUUGGCUUCGAAAUCUCGCCAUUACCUUCACCAACGCAGGCUUCUUUACCCGGAGAGGAAACUACGGAUGUGGAACCUCCGACACAAAUCUCAGCUCAAAGGAUUGAGCAAGAAGAUGAGGAUUGUGAAGGAGGUGUUGCAGAGCAAAGGAACUCCACAGAGAAACAUCCGCUCGCUGUAUUCUCUGUUUGUGGGAUGAGAGCUUCGGAUGACCAAGGAGGGGCAGCUCAAGGGAUAGGCAGGUAUGAAUACAUGGAUAUCAGACGAUCAAACUCUACGGAGGGAGAGUCUCCGGCCCUGGAGAGGUGUGGGCGGCAAACAUCUUCAAAGAGUGCAGCAAAGACAGCGGACCAAAUAGUGGUUUUGUUGAAGAAAGAGCUUGAGGAGGAAGGGGAGAAAUACCACAAGACAAACAAACUACCUGCACUUCAGGGCAAUGUGAGCGGUGCGGUCAUGCCUGGGCCAGAUGUGCUCACAGCAGAGGGUGAAAUGGUGGAGGAGUAUGAGGAGAUGACCAGAUUUGGAGUGGUUCCCAGUGGGUGGGAGCAGGCGGACUACCAGAACCUCCCACUGAAGGGGGAAGCUGUUUCUGAGGAGAUGGGUAGUGACAGGUGUGAGGGCAUUGGGGGAUACAUCAAGGUGUUCGCUGGCGUGGGGGAGCCUGGCAGCAACACAUCAUUUGACAACCCAGACUACUGGCACAGCAGACUGUUCCUCAAGCCAGAUGCUGUUAGCACCUAAUAAUGUGGAUUGGGACGGAGAGACAGCAACAGUUAUGUUUGUACCUGUCAUUUUGUAAAGUUUUCCAGCUUUUCUUCUUUGAGCUGCACCAACAAACUUUGAAAGAUAAAAGAAAUAGCAAAAUGAGGGGAUCAUGUUCCAUUGAAGUAGAACGGUAUUUUUGUACAAUUUUUAUGUAAAAUUAUGAUACGAAUGAAUAAAAUUCCAAUAUUUUUCAAAUAUCAAA